Amphiprion ocellaris (clown anemonefish) is the source of this 4454-nucleotide messenger RNA. Its product is annotated as tetratricopeptide repeat protein 16. Gene Ontology annotation, molecular function: protein binding. NCBI's taxonomy places the organism in Eukaryota, Metazoa, Chordata, Actinopteri, Pomacentridae. The transcript is spliced from 13 exons. Bases 154 to 2073 code for a protein of 639 amino acids. The record is from RefSeq and is a predicted model, not a curated record.
UAACAGCAUAAAAGUCGCUGCUGGUGUUGGAGUUGGUUUCCAGCGCGACAGUCAGAUUUAACCUUCGUAAGCGACCCCAAAAGUACCUAAAAACGCGAACAAGCUGAAGCAAAAGUUCUUAAGAGAAUGUAAAACAACUACUUCAGCAGCAGAAUGGACAUUUCUGAGGACCCAAAUGACGAUAAGCAGGCAGCAGAUCAGAGUUUAUUCUCCACCGCCGUGUCUGAGGAGCAGCUGGACGAAGCCAGAAGAAAAACCUCCAUCAAGCAGCUUUUCGGCUCCAGUAAAAUAUUUCUGACGCCUGCAGAGAAACGGCAGCAAAAACCAGAACUUCAGGGGAACGUCAUCAUCCAGAACAGAGCAGCAGAACAUUCCAGAAAUGGAACCAAGGCGAUGGGAAGGUUUCAGUAUGAGAAGGCUGUGAUCUGUUUCACUAAAGGAAUCAACCUGCUGCCAGAACAGACUCAGCUGUACGUUAGUCGGGCCGAGGCCUUCCUGCAGCUCUGCGACUUCCAGUCAGCAGCAGCUUCUUAUAAACAGGCCGGGAUCCUGCUGCCCGGAGCUUUCAGCCGUCGCCUGGCCUUCAUCUACUACCUGCAGGGUCAGUCUCUGUUGGAUCAAAGUCUUUUCCUUGAAGCUCUGGAGGCUUUUAGCAAAGCUGCUGAGCUGAAACCCGACUGCAGAGUUUAUAAAGUCAGAAGUGUGGUCUGUCUGAGCGCUGCAGGACGAUACUCCGACUCUCUGAAGCUGCUGAACCACUGGAUGACGUCAGGAAAUCCCACCGCUGAUCUCUACGUCCUCAGAGCUCGACUGCACCGACGGCUUCAGCAGACGUUGCGCUGCUAUCAGGACGUGAAGGCGGCGUUGGCGUUGAACCCUUCAUGUCCAGCAGCUGGACUUCUGCUGCAGCAGCUGCAUGAAGCCAGCGAAGCGUCCAGACUGAAGGCCGUGGACAAAACUCUGACCGGCCAGCUGCCCCAAGCUCUGUGCAUGAUCAACGUGGCUCUGGAGAACAACCCUCAGGACCCACGACUCCACCUGUUCAGAGGGAUUCUGUACCGACGUCUGCAGGAUUUCACAGCAGCCAUCGAGGAGCUGGUCCAGGCUGCAGAGCUGAGAGAGGAGGAGGAGGAGGAGGAGGAUGAAGAGGAGGUCGCAGGUCAGUCGAAGGCCACAGACAGGAAGUCAGAGAGCGUUUCUGUUCUCCAGGAGGCGGAGCUUCAGCUGGUCCUCACCUACAACGACUUCGCCGUCCAGUGUUUCAGCCGACGACUUUAUUCUGAAGCCGCUCUGCUGCUGAACAAAGCCAUCGAGGAGGAGAAGAACCAGGCUGGACUCUACCUGAACAGAGGAGACUGCUUCUUCCAGCUGUGCGACUGGUGUUUUGCUCUGGCCGACUACCGGCAGGCCGAGGAGAUGCUGUCGCCUGAAGACCCGGCGGUCCGACUCCGACUGGCCGUCGUCCACAACACGCUGGGCUGCUUCCGCUUCCAGGACGGACGUUUCCAGGAGGCAGUCGACAUGUUUUCCGUCGCCAUCCACUACAACCCGGCAGUCGGUCGCUACUACGAGAGCAGAUCCAAGGCCUUCAGGAAGCUGCUGGACUGGAAUUCAGCCAGAGACGAUUUUAUCUGCAUGCUGGUCCUGGAUCCAAACAACCAGGAGGUUCCUCCAAUGUUGAUGAAUCUGUUUCCAGGCUACAGUGUCUCUGAUGUUCUGUCCAGUCCUAAAGGAGAAGCAAUCAGAGUUCAGCUGAUGGACACAAUCCAGACCUGGAGUUCAUCCUCAGACCCACACAGACUGAGUGAGAAGCUGCAGCAGAUCAAUCUGACCAACGAGAACCAAUCAGAAGAUCCGACUAGAGCAGGAGAGGAGCUGAAGUUGUGUUUGAACCCUGAAGAUCUGCAGAUAACUGUGAAGAACCUCCUGCAGGUUGAGUCAGCGGUUCGAUCUUUAGUCCACAACCAUCCAGCAUCGCACCAAACUGGACCAGGACUCACCAGAAACCUCCCAGAAUCCACUGGUCCAACUUCAAACCCCACAGGAGGAAACUCUGCAGCAGAUCUGAGCUGAUUUUAACUUUUAUUCAACAUAAAAUACUACUUUUACUCCAAAUACUGACAGUUUGUAAGGUUUUUUACACGUAAAAUACUAGUUUUAGUCAAAAUAUGUUAAUUUUAAAGAUUUAUUCCACCUAAAAUGCUACUUUUAGUCAAAAUACUUAUAGUUUUGAAGGUUUAUUCCACCUAAAAUGCUAUUUUCUGUUCAAGUAGUUGUAGUUUUGAGGGUUUAGGCCACCUAAAAUACUACGUUCUGUUUUAUUACAUACAAUGUUUCAGUUUUAUUCCUCCGAAAACACUACUUUUAGUCAAAAUGCUUAGAAUUUGUGAGGUUUAUUCCACUUAAAAUACUAAUUUUAGUCAAAAUAUUGAUAGUUUUUAAGGUUUAUUCCAUAUGAAAAACUACUUUCUGUUCAAUUACAUACAGUUUUUACAUUUUAUUCCACCUAAAAUGCUACUUUUAGUACAAAUACUUAUAAUUUGUAAGGGUUAUUACAAGUAAAAUAUGGAUUUUAGUCAAAAUAUUUUAGUUUUAAAGAUUUAUUCCACCUAAAAUGCUACUUUUGGUCCAAACAUUUAUAAUUUUAAAGGUUUAUUCUCUCAAAUACUAUUUUCUGAGGGUUUAUGCCACCCAAAAUACUACUUUUUGUUCAAUUAUAUACAAUUUUUGAUUUUUAUUCCACCUAAACUACUACUUUUAGUCAAAAUAUGUUAGUUUUCAAGUUUUAUUCCACCUAAAAGACUAAUUUUAGUCAAAAUAUGCAAAGUUUUAAACAGUUAUUCCACUUAAAAUACUAAUUUUUGUCAAAAAUACUGACAGUUUUGAAGGUUUACUCUAUAUUAAAUACUACUUUCUGUUCUAAUAUAUAAAGGUUUUAAAUUUUAUUCCACCUAAAAGACUAAUUUUAGUUGAAAUAUGCAAAGUUUUAAAGAUUUAUUCCACCUAAAAUGCUACUUUUACUCAAAAUACUUAUAGUUGGCAACGUUUAUUCCAUAUAAACUGAGUCUGUCCAACCUUUUUCUUUCUAUCACAGCUGAUUAUCGACAACAUAUCCCAAAAAUAAACACUUAGCAUAUUGUUAUUUGCAGAACAUUCUAAAAAUAAUCACCUUAUUAGCAAACUGUGAGAGUAUAAUUAGCAGUCAGAACUAAAAAGUGGCUCCAACGCUUAAAACUGUGACAGAAAAUGGAAUCAUUCAGGAUAAAAAAUAAACAUUUUAUUGUGACACAUGUUUAUAAAAUCACUAUAAGACAAGCAGCUCAUGUUCCACGUGUAAAAUCUUAGAUUCCAUCAAACUGUAGCGUCUAAAUCAACACUUUUCUGUCUUAUUGUCCUUUAAUGAAGACGUUUUUAGCUGCAGUCGUCCAACAGGUGGCAGCAGAGUCUCAGUUUCAUCCUGAUGCUUGAGUUUUAGUUUCAGUUUCAAUCAGCAGAUCUUCGUUUAUCACACGGGAGAUUUAAUUUAUCUGUUCUAAAAAAUACACUAAAUAAAUGUAAAUUAAAGUCUUUACUCGAUAGUAUCUGUAACUUCAUAAAACAGGGAAAAUCUGCAAAAUAACAGUAGAUCAGUAGAUUUAAUAAAAACAAUAAUAAUGAUAAUGAUAAAUGAAUAGGCAGUUAAUUUAUUUACCAUCAUUUAACCAUUAAUAUUCAUAUUCUUUCUUUCAAAAAUAGCCAUUUGUAAAAUAAUGAUAUUUUUUGCAGAUUUAAAUAAGAAAACAGUCAGUUUGACAAUUUUUUUUAAGCAUUAACAUGUAAAUUAAUGUCUUUAUCGCUGUAACUUAACAGGGAAAAUCUGAAACAUAAUCGUAGAUUGUUUUUAAAUAUUACAGUUAAAAACAUUUUCCACAGCGUAGCUGUAAACGUGUAACAAGACAAAAUGUCUUCAUAAUUCCACCUACAUAAAAAAAUAUAAAACCGCAUUUAUUUUUUUUAUUUUUAUAGAUGUUUUUUCUCUCAUUUGUACAUUUCUGUAAAAAAAAACUAAAUACUGUCACUCUGGUAUAUUCUGUUGAUUUUUUUUCUAUAUUUUUUUUAUAUCUUAUUUCACUUUAUUUUAUUUCUAUUUUAUAUUAUUUUAUUUUACUUCAUUUUUUUCUUAUUUCACUUUUUCUUAUUUUAUCUUAUUUGCUCUUAUUUCAAUUUCUUAUUUUAUUUCACUUUAUUUUAUUUUAUCUUAUUUCACUUUAUUAUUAUUUUAUUUUAUUUCACUUUAUUUUAUAUUAUUGUUGCUUUAUUUCACUUUAUUUUAUUUUAUAUUAUUUCAUUUUAUUUUAUUUGCUCUUAUUUCACUUUAUUUUAUUUUCUUACUUUAUUUUAUUUUAUCUUAUUUCACUUUAUUAAUAUCUUAUUUUAGUAAUAUUUUAUUAUAUUUCACUUUAUUUUAUUUUAUA